UUUCUCUCCUACGAAGCUCCACAAAUUUAUUCAUUCUGUCUGCCUCGCGAAUCGAAUUCAAGCAAGCGAGACAGCGAAGAUACUUUGGAAAAAUGGGCGUCGACUACUACAAGGUCCUAGGGGUCGACAAGGCUGCCAAGGACGAUGACCUAAAGAAGGCCUACCGGAAGCUCGCCAUGAAGUGGCACCCCGACAAGAACCCCAACAACAAGAGCGAAGCCGAGGCCAAGUUUAAGCAAAUCUCCGAGGCGUACGAGGUGUUAAGCGACCCUCAGAAGCGCGCAAUUUACGACCAAUACGGCGAAGAAGGGCUGAAGGGGGAGGUUCCGCCGCCAGGGACCGAUGGCUCCGGCAGCGCUUCCUUUUUCUCCGGAAGCGGUCCCACUGUCUUCCGCUUCAACCCCAGGAACGCCGACGACAUAUUCGCAGAGUUCUUUGGCUUCUCUGGUCCAUUCGGUGGCAUGGGAGGAGGAACAAUCAACGGAGGCGUGCGCGGCAGCGGGGCGCGGUUCUCUAGCUCCCUUUUCGGCGACGACAUCUUGGGAUCGGCGGCGUUCGGCGGGGCGGAGGGGCCGACGAGCUCACGCCGGCUGCAGAAGGCUGCUCCGAUCGAGAACGUGCUCCCCUGCAGCCUGGAGGAGUUGUACAAAGGCACCACCAAGAAGAUGAAGAUCUCCAGAGAGAUCGCUGAUCCAAGUGGGAAAACUUUGACCGUCGAGGAAAUCCUCGCGAUCGAUAUAAAACCCGGUUGGAAGAAGGGCACGAAGAUUACAUUCCCGGAGAAAGGAAACGAGCGCCCAAAUCUGAUCCCUGCCGACAUCGUCUUCAUCAUAGACGAGAAGCCGCAUCCUGUGUUCGCGAGGGAGGGGAACGACCUCGUCACAAUACAAAAGAUCUCCCUCGUGGAGGCAUUAACCGGUUACACGGCGCAUUUGACGACGUUGGAUGGCAGAAGCCUGACGAUUCCUAUAAACAACAACAAUGCGAUUCAUCCUGCUUAUGAGGAGGUUGUUCCUGGGGAAGGCAUGCCAUUGCCCAAGGAUCCAACCAAGAGAGGAAAGCUGAGGAUCAAAUUCGAUAUCAAAUUCCCAUCGAGGCUCAGUCCGGAGCAGAAGGCCGGAAUUAAGAGGCUGCUACCUGCUUAAUCAUCCGGCCGGCCGGAGUCUCGCUCUGCUAAGUUUCCUGCUUCGGUUGUAGAGAUGCCUGUGUAUUGCCAGCGUGAUGGGAGGUCGAUUAUAGAAGCAAGCUUGUCACAAACAGAUAACAAAAUUUAAAAAUUAUUUGAUCGUAAAUAAUAUAAAAGUUUUGUAUAAUUGCAAAUCGAGAAUAUACGAGGAAGGCAAAUUCUUAGUCCUUGUAUAACACAUGAUUAACAUAACAAUAUUGUAUAACACAUGAUUUUGUGGGAAUUAUGAUUUA
This is a messenger RNA of Zingiber officinale, 1419 nucleotides long. Its product is annotated as dnaJ homolog subfamily B member 4-like. Gene Ontology annotation, molecular function: protein-folding chaperone binding. NCBI's taxonomy places the organism in Eukaryota, Viridiplantae, Streptophyta, Magnoliopsida, Zingiberales, Zingiberaceae. The transcript has 3 exons. The record is from RefSeq and is a predicted model, not a curated record. The coding region runs from base 93 to 1145 and encodes 350 amino acids. Gene Ontology annotation, cellular component: cytosol.